Cygnus olor (mute swan) is the source of this 5707-nucleotide messenger RNA. RefSeq names its product SAP30 like (gene SAP30L). Lineage: Eukaryota; Metazoa; Chordata; Aves; Anseriformes; Anatidae. The coding region runs from base 205 to 741 and encodes 178 amino acids. Gene Ontology annotation, biological process: regulation of DNA-templated transcription. The transcript is spliced from 4 exons. The record is from RefSeq and is a predicted model, not a curated record. Gene Ontology annotation, cellular component: histone deacetylase complex. Gene Ontology annotation, molecular function: transcription coregulator activity; protein binding.
CGAGCCGGGGGGCGGCGGAGCGGCCUCCUGCGGGCUGCUGAGGGGGCUCUCCCCCGGGAGGGGGCCCCCGCGGGUGCGGCGGGCGGGCGGCGGGGUCCCCCCCGGGGGCUGAGGGGCGGCUGAGGCGGCGGCGGCGGCGGCUGAGGGGCUGAGGCGGUUCUCCCUCCCCCCGGCCCGGGCGAGGGUCGGGCGGGCGGGCGGGCGAUGAAUGGUUUCAGCACCGAGGAGGACAGCCGGGAUGGGCCUCCCGCCGCCCCCUUCUACGGCCAGAGCUGCUGCCUCAUCGACGACGGGGACCGCUGCGUGCGCCCCGCCGGCAACGCGUCCUUCAGCAAGAGGAUCCAGAAGAGCAUCUCGCAGAAGAAGCUCAAGCUGGACAUCGAUAAAAGCGUGAGACAUCUGUAUAUAUGUGAUUUUCACAAGAACUUUAUUCAAAGCGUCCGAAACAAAAGAAAAAGGAAGACCAGUGAUGAUGGAGGUGACUCUCCUGAGCAUGACACAGAUGUCCCAGAGGUCGAUUUGUUCCAGCUCCAAGUGAAUACUCUGCGACGUUACAAGAGACAUUAUAAGCUGCAGACAAGGCCUGGACUCAACAAGGCUCAGCUAGCAGAAACUGUCAGUCGUCACUUCAGGAAUAUUCCUGUGAAUGAGAAAGAGACGCUUGCAUAUUUCAUCUAUAUGGUAAAGAACAACAAGAGCAGGCUGGACCAGAAAUCAGAAAGUAGCAAGCAACUAGAAUGAAGAUUCACAAGAGACUCGGAAUAAGAGGGAUCUUGAAGGAACAGAUGGUAUUGUGCAUUUUAGGUAUAUAAAAACUGUUCAAGUAUAUUGUAAAUUUUUUUAAAACGCAGUAAGUCUGGAUGACAGGAAAGUAUAGACAUUUUUAUCAGGAAUAUAUGAAAACAUGUGCACAGCAUGUUUCUGAAGACUUCUCUUCCCCUCAUUUAAAAGUCGCAUUGGAAUCAAGAAAUGAGGAUAAUGAGGAAACAAAGUAAACUUGUAGGACUGCAGAGUCUGCCAACUCAGUGUUUUAAAACAUUUCUGGAAAUCUGCAUCUCAGUGUAAUUUAGAUCACAGAUGGAUUUUUUUUUCACUGAAUUUAGACUGCAUCACAAAACACCAUGCAGUUUGUCUUGGCACAGGACUGGAAUAGCAGCAGAGAUGAAAUUCAUUAUCGAGGUGCGUGGGUCAGAAGUUUGUCUGAAGCUUGCUCCCCACCUACACGUGCUCAGUCUUGCCUUGAGUCAGUGCUUCAAGUCUCAAACUUCUACGAAUGCUCCAGCUCACCAAAUGUACUCCAGUGAACGCUACUUGACGAGUCUGAAAUUUUAUUUUUCUCACCUUGUUUCACCCGACAUGGAAGCCAAACAACUUUCUACACUCUCUUUUUUUCUAAGUUCUUGUAUUUAAGAACUCACAACUUAAUUGUCUGUAAGCAUUUAAGAACUUCUGCAGUUGCUCAGAAUGUGGUAUCAAGGCAAAUACAGCUUAUUUGCUGGGUUUGAUUGCGUUGGUAGAAAUGCUCAUUUAAUUCACUUGUAUGUGGUUCCCUUGUAUUCAAGGCUGGGUGAUGAGAGGUGAAAGAAUGGGUUCAACAUCUGUCUCUUAAUCUCUGUGCCACGUCAGGUGUCAGUCACAGGCGAUGUGAAUUUUACACUGAAGCUAGUCUUUAGCAGGUGUCACAAAACUGCUGUGUGGAUUAAUAGGCUUGGCAGUCUGCAGCGUAAAGACAAGCUAACGGGUGUAGUGCCAUAACCAGGGUAGCAAACUGGCUGGAGCACGGUGCAUUUCAUCUGCCUUCACAAGCAAACAAAGCAUCCUGAGUAUUGGAGCACUUGCCUGUUGUGAGCAUUACGUGCGCUUUCUGAGAGUUCUCUGGAGCAGAGGGUGGCAUGCUGGUGCUCGCUAACUGGGCACUGUAGGAAGAAAUCUCUCUGAUUCUGUUAUUUAAGGCCAAGGUGUCCUUACAAAUAACACAGUAGUAAUUUUGGCAAAAGGAGCUUGUGAAAGUGUUGCUCGUGACUGUCUGUUCUCCUGUGACCUCAAAUUCUACUCAAGGGGAUCUCACGAUUUAAAGCACCGCUCUGUUUCCAUGCUGUCCUAACCAACGUCUCCGCUCUGUCAAAAGAUGCCAAGACUCCACGUAGAGAGUGUAUUCUCAACAAGCCUUAAGCAAUGAACUGAACAGUAAAAAAAAAACAUUGGCUAGCAUUUUGCCAAUGGCAGGUUUUAAUAUUCCCAAACUGGAUGAAGCUUUGUUGAAGAACGGAACACACAGGUCACAAUCCCAGCUUCGUACUGCAUCACGUGUUUUGUAGGGCGUGAAGGGUUCACACAGUGAAGCUCUUGCUGAAGCUCUCCCAGGGUCUCUUUAAAAAUCACGUCAAUUUAAAGCAAGCUGUUCACAUCAGCUUUGAAUUGUGUGCUAAUACUCUAUCAACAAGUUAAAUGAACUUCAGUGUGUUAAAGUCCUGUGUCAUAGGCACAAUAAUCUGUUAUGGUACAUGCCCCAUUUGUGAAGUUUUGGAGAGUGUGAUGGUUUCAGCAUUUCCUUGUUUGUUUCCAUAUGGAUUUUAAGAACAUUGGACACGAGAGAGGCUCACGGAAUGAGGAGAGGACGUCUUGCAUUGGUAGUUCAUGAAUGUUUAAAACUUUCCUAAUUAUCCCGGUCCUUUCGUUACUGAAAGGGUGGAACAAUUCCCACAUCAGUCAACAUGAUCUGGCUUCUCUCAUUCAAGACAGAUAGGCAAAGUGGUACGUUCUCUGACUGCAUGUUAAUAUUCCAAGUGCUCAUGUAAUCAGAGGAUAUCACCAAGGGAAAACGAGUUUCUGAGUUGAGAGUUGUGCCUCAUCGUAACUUCUAGACCAAAACUGUAAAAAAAUGUAGUUUGGGGGUUUCUUUUUUGUUGUUGUAUUUGUUUUUUGAUUUUUUUUUUGUCAUUUGAUUUUAUUUCUAAAAGUAAAUAAAUCUGUUGGGGGUGUUUUAGCAGCCAGCAGCAAAAUGAUUCUUUUCAAGGAAAUAUGGUGGCAGGUUCCAUCUGUUCAGGUGUAUUCACUGGAAUGCUUUGUGCAGAGGUGGUAUCCAGGAAACUUUUUUUUUUUUCUGAAAAUAAUCAAUGGAUGUAAAAUGUGAUUCUUGGUUUCUCUCUUAAAGCAAUUAUACUUCUUGGGAAAAAUUCUUAGUGAAGUGUGAUGAUGAAGAGAUGUUUACCAGCCAUUAGCAGUUGUUUAUAAGGUGGAAAGCUUCGGGGCAGGAUACCAAAGAAACAGAAGAGUCUUUGGCUGUCAGACCCCAUAGCCUUAUAAACCCUUGCAAAUGCCUUAUUACCUUGUUCUCAACUUAGCCACAGCAAAACGCCUUGAGCAAAAGAAAGCCGAUGUCUCGCUGGAAGGGUUAGCCACUUUCUGGCUGCCGUGCUAUAAACUGAAAUCACGUGUCAAUUCAGUAGCAAUAUCCAUGUUCAGGGUGCCUGUGAUUCUUGAAAAGCAUUUAGUGUCUAAUAACCAGAAAACGCAACAAUGCAAUUGUCAUUCUGUAUAAUACCGUUCUGUGUAUUUGAUUCCUUAUGCUGCAUGCCAAUUAAAAAAAGACUUUCCAACUUUUUUUUUUAAACUUCAAAGUAAAUGUGUUUGAACCUCACACUUGUGAAGCCAUGAGGUAGGACAUUUUCUCAGCACUUUUAGAUGGGACUCGUUGGAAAGGUGGAAGACCCAAAUUGCUUUGGCUGGUGUGAUAAGUUGUUGGAUUUUUUUCCCUUCUUUUUCCAUUUUGCUUUUCACAGAUGGGCCUUAAAUUCUGUCUAGCUUUGAACCAUGGAGCUCAAGCCUUGGGGCAUGGGGGAUGGCCACGUCAUCUUCCAUUUAUAAUAGUGGAAGCUUCUAUCUUCCAAGCCUGCAUAGGUGACAUUCACCCCGGGGCGAAGAAUCGUCUUUGAAGCCCUCGAGCCAUUACAUAGCCAAACCCAAUUACAUAGACUAAUUCAAUUCUCAUUGAAGAGUUACAUCAACUUCAGUAGACCUCUGACCAGAUCCAAAGCCAUUAGUAGGAAAUCCAAAUAAUGCAGAAACAUCUCUACCAGAGUUAAUUUCAUCCUGUGUACUGACCCUCUGCUCACUUUAAGGGAAGAAGAAGAAAUCAUUGUUGGUAGUUAAUGGCUAGAGCUCAACUUGAGGGAGCUUGAAGCAUGUGAAGACCGGAGUAAGCAGCAAUCUGAUGGCUGAAAAAUGCAAAUAUAUCCAAGGAGGCUGUGUUAGAAUGCAGUUUCACAAAAAACUGCAUCACAACGAAUAUCGUAUAUCAACCUGGAGUAAACAAUUGCAUCAAAAGCUAAUGUUUCUUUUGACGGGCACUUUAGAUGUUCAGACUGAGAAAAGCAGGAGGGGCAGGUUUGUGCUGCCUGUCCCCAGUACUGUGGUAUCCCAGUUUUCCUUAGAAAUCUGGCUGUAAAGCAGUAGAUACUGUGGUGUGCGAAACUUGACCUAAACACAUUAAGUCUGGCAUUUAAAGUUAGUCUGAAGUGCAAGCUGGCUUUGGAGAGGCUUUGAAAUGAAGAGCAGAAAUAAUCUGCAGUAAGUGCGUUUUUUCAAGUGGGUCAUGAUGGUGGAGAGACGAAGAAACGGGACACGUGCGGCCUACGGAAAGACUGAGCAAAACAGCCUUCCACCGUUAGCAACACGCGGGAAGGCUUGUUCUGUGUCGACUCUCGUAAUGGAUGUUUUAUGAGACGGGAAGAAGGGGGGAGCUGUGCACUUUACGUCUUUUGGUUGAGCCAAAUGUAAAUACCAAUGGGAGAUCUUCAGCAGUAACUGCAGUUGGAGGGGAGAGGAAUGGUCUGCUGGGGGACUGUUUAUUUACACUGGCAGAUCGUUAUACUUCCCGAGAGCACUAGCGUCACUUUGCCUCUACACUUUAACAGAGUGGGUAACACGAGGUGGUCUCCCUUCCAAAAGGAGUCCUUGCACUGCCCGCAGCACUGACUGAAGAGUCCCAAAGGCGAAGGAAUGUUUUUGAUGCCUCACUCCUCUUGUCACUGACGCCCUUGAGCCACCUCUAGCUUACCAAGUUAGGGGAGGUCUCAUUUUCCCCUUCCAAAGCGCAAAUGAACUGUUACAACGGGAGGUACUCCUCACACUUCUCACAGCUAUCCCUGCUCUCGCGUUUUUGACUUGCCUGCGAACACAUCUGUUUGGAAUGAAUUAAUGGUUGAAGAAAGAGCGGGGAGAGAAGGGGGGCUCCUGCCUUAAACUUGAACUUCCCUUGCGAGCAGCUCCGCAGGCCGUCCUGUGCAUCAGCAGGCUUUGGGAUCUCCUGCUGUGCCCCGACGGGGCUGGGAGCGCUCCUGUCCCAGGCACAGCUCUCUGCUCCACGGCCGCGGUGCAGGGGAGGUAACUCGCAGGUAACUCGCAGAACGGCUUGGAGUCUCUGAAUGGGCUUACUGGGAGAGAAAAACUGUGUUCCCUCUUCUGUUUCUGGCCUCCAUGUGUUGUGCUGAUCUUAUGCCAAAUGUUUUGGACACCUUGUAUUUUUAACUGUAAGAUAGCUGUGUAUUGUUAAAGCAACUCAGUAACUUAUAGCAAAACUGUAGAACUAAUUUCUCUGAGGUGUAGGAAAUGUCCUGCUUCCACUGUGUAUGAGACUUUAACUCUGUACUGUCUGACAAAGAUCAAAUGCUGAAUUUCACUUUAAUAAAUGAUCUAUCUAGCAACA